Scleropages formosus (Asian bonytongue) is the source of this 2250-nucleotide messenger RNA. RefSeq names its product papilin-like. Gene Ontology annotation, cellular component: extracellular matrix. The coding region runs from base 49 to 2250 and encodes 733 amino acids. The record is from RefSeq and is a predicted model, not a curated record. The transcript has 17 exons. Lineage: Eukaryota; Metazoa; Chordata; Actinopteri; Osteoglossiformes; Osteoglossidae. Gene Ontology annotation, biological process: proteolysis; extracellular matrix organization. Gene Ontology annotation, molecular function: serine-type endopeptidase inhibitor activity; metalloendopeptidase activity.
GCGGACUGGGACGUCAGUGAGCAUCCAGGACCAACAAUAAUUGAGAGAAUGAAGAUCCUUCUGCUUCUUGCUCUUCUGCAGCUGUUCCUUGAUCCAGCUCUUUUUGUGAAGGGCACACCACCACGGAGAGACUAUUAUGAGGCCUGGGAGCCCUGGGGUUCCUGCAGCCGCAGCUGUGGCACUGGGGUGGCCGUCAGAACCCGUCGAUGUGUCUCACAGAGGACAGGUGGAAGAGGCAACUGUGUAGGACCAGCUAAAGCCUACCGUUCCUGCAACACCCAGGAAUGUUCACCAGGAUCCAGGGAUUUCCGGGAGCAGCAGUGUUCACAAUUCGAUGGAGUGAAGUUUGAAGGGAGGCUCCACACGUGGCUGCCAUACUAUGGAGCGGUGAACCCUUGUGAGCUGAACUGCAUCCCCAAAGGAGGCACCUUCUUCUACCGGCAUCGCCCUGCAGUGGUGGACGGCACCCCUUGCUACCCAGGCAGUAGGGACAUUUGUGUAGAGGGGGUCUGUAAGAUGUUGGGCUGCGACAAUGUGCUGGAGUCCUCUAAACAGGAGGACCCGUGCCUACAGUGUGGGGGCGAUGGACAGUCCUGCUUCCUUGUCCGGAACACCUUCUCCACACGUGACCUUCCCAAUGGCUACCAUCAGAUAGUCACCAUCCCAGUAGGUGCCACUACCAUCCGUAUCCGAGAAAUGGUUGCUUCACGCAACUAUUUGGCCAUCAAGAACUCACAUGGUGCGUACUAUCUGAAUGGACACGGGCUCAUUGACUUUACACGAGCAAUCCCUGCUGCUGGCACCAUGUUGUACUACAAGCGCCGAGCAGAGAGUGACAUGGUCCCUGAAACUAUUAUUGCACGGGGGCCCACGACAGAGCAGCUGGUCAUUGAGCUGAUUACUCAGGAGAGCAACCAUGGCAUAGAGUACGAGUACUACCUUCCCCAAGGAGGGCAGCAGGUGGUUUACAUGUGGAGCUAUGGACCAUGGACAGACUGCAGCAGUGACUGUGGAACAGGAUACCAGUCCCGCCGAGUGUUCUGCACAAGCAACCACGAGGCUAUUCCAGAGCACCUGUGCGCUCACCUAGCCAGGCCUCAGAGCAACCGCACAUGCAGCCUACGCGAGUGCACUCGCUCAUACACAUUCGAGACUGGGGCAUGGAGCACCUGCUCGGUCUCGUGUGGCGAGGGGGUCCAGACCCGCAGCUUGCAGUGCGUAUCCCAUGACAGGGCGGGACGACGCGUGUUGGAGGAAUCCGUGUGUGCCGUGUAUGCUGUACGCCCACCUAGCCAGCAGGCCUGCACCAUGCAGCCGUGUGCCGAAUACCGAUACUCCAGCUUCGGAGAGUGCUCAGUAACCUGUGGGACAGGGGAGCAGACACGGGAGGUGUUCUGCACAGUGGGUGGAGCCCGAGUCCCAGACUACACCUGUAGCUCCCAGCCUCGCCCACACCACGUUCAAACCUGCCAGAGAGAAGAGUGCCCCGACAGCCGCUUGAUGGUCUACAGGCCAGAUCGUACGGAGACGUCCUCCGUCAGCACGGUGUACGACCCCUACGGCACCAUCCAUGGCCCGCACUGUGGCCAGUCCCAGUACGGCUGCUGCCCUGAUGGGCACACUGCAGCCAGGGGACAUUAUGGGAAGGGCUGUCCACAGGACACAUGUGCACAGAGCAGGUACGGAUGCUGCCGUGAUGGUGUGACUGCUGCUCACGGUCCCAAUAGAGAGGGAUGUCAGGAUGACAAUGUUUACACUUCUACAGUUCGUUCUACGUCCCAGGCUGAGUCCAAGGAUGAAUGUCACACAAGUACCUAUGGGUGCUGUUAUGACCAGCUGGGUUUUGCCUCUGGAUCCAACGGAGAGGGCUGUCAUAACCGUCCCAAUGAUGAUCAUGAAGCAAAAUGCUCCUUGCCAUCCAGUCCUGGUCCAUGCAGCACCUGGGCUUCCCGCUACUACUACAACAGUGCCACAGGCCACUGCACCCACUUCUGGUACGGUGGUUGCCACGGCAACUCUAACAACUUCCCCACUCGAGAGGAGUGCCAGAGGCAAUGCCACGGUGUGGUUGGAACUCGGGCAAGAACCCUUCCUAUGCCUAAUUUGGAGCGUGACUCCAGGAAGGUGCCUGCAGUGCGUCAUGGUACCACAAAUGGUCGUAGACCUGGAAUCUACCGGGUCAAAGUAGUAGCCCAUCCUCGCGGCUAUGGCACCAAGCAUUCAUCUCGUGCUUACCAUACAAAAGAGUAG